GCGGAGCAGCAGAGACACGAAAUCCUGGAAGCUGCUUUCAGCCCCGAACAUCCCGCUGGAAGCGGAUCAGAACCAGUCGUCAGUGCAUUUCCCUCCAGGCGGCUGAACGGAGCUCCCCCUGCAGUAGCAGUGUUUCUCCAGCAGGGGGUUUGGACUUUAGGAUGCAGACCAGAACCACAGGAUGUGCCAAGAUCCAUGAGCAGCUGGGUCACAUUGGCUCUAUCAAAAUAUCUGUCUUACACGUUCUGUUAAUCAUUUAAGGUUUUCUUUCUCAGCUGGAGUUCAGAGGUCAGUAAGUGUCCAAAUUGUUUCUUGUUGUUUAUGUAAAAUCCUGUUUGAAUAUUGUCUUUUUAUCUUCAGGGACACUUCUCUGAUCUCUCUGCGUAAUAAAUACGUUGUUUCUGUUAGCCGGCCUGGAUUCUGAAGGAUGGAGGCCGCAGAAAGAUCUGCAGAUGUUCAGCUGAUGCUGCUGGUGGAGGAAGAUCCUCCUGAAGACCAGAGUUCUGAUGCGGAGCAGCCGGAUCCAGCGGCCGUCUGCAUUAAGCAGGAGCAGGAAGAGCUGUGGAGCAGCCUGGAGGAGGAGGAGGAGCUCCCUCCCUCUGGAGACGCUUUCCCUUUAAAUAUAGUCAUUGUGAAGGGUGAGAAUGACGAAGACGAUGAUGAAGAGGAGGAGAAACCUUUGUUCUCACAUCGUCAUCAAGCAGAAGAUGAAGAUCUUCCAAGCGGCUCUGCUGAUCCGUCGAAGGGAGAAAGUGAUGAAGAGGACGGUGAGGUAGCAGGGUCCAGCAGAAGGCUUGACCACAACAUUCACAGAGAGGCUCUGAACUCUUCAGAGACCGAGGAGAGCGAGGAGUACGAUAGAUCAAAGCGUGGAGAAGCUGACCUGAAGCCCCUAUCGGGUUCUGAGUCCGGAGCCGAAGACGACUGGACUCCUCCGGGAAACAAGACCCUGAGCUGCUCCGAGUGCAGCAACCAGUUCGCCAGCAAGCGCUCCCUCCAGAGACACAUGACGGGUCAUUCCAUCAUUCGCUCUCUGCACUGCAAUGAGAAGCGGAAGCAGAAAGACAUCAAUUCACCAGGUAAAGAUCAAACUGCCCUCAAAUAUUUUAGUUGUGACUGUGGGAAAAGUUUCACCAGGAGAACCGAUCUGAAGAUCCACAUGAGGAUCCACACCGGAGAGAAACCCUUCUGCUGCGACGUCUGUGGUCAGAGGUUCAACCAGCAGGCCCAUCUGAACCAGCACACCAGAAUCCACACUGGAGACAAACCCUUCUGUUGUGACGUUUGUGGGAAAAGAUUCAGCCAGAAGGCACAUCUAAACCGGCACACAGUGAGCCACUCAGGGGAGAAACCCUUUGAGUGCGACGUGUGUGGACAGAGGUACAGCCAACAGGCCAACCUGAACAAGCACAGGAGGAGCCACACUGGAGAGAAACCCUUCGGAUGUGAUCUGUGCGGACAGCGGUUCAGCCACAAGGAGUCGCACAAAAUCCACAUGAGGCUGCAUUCAGGAGAGAAACCGUUUGGCUGUGAUGUUUGUGGACAAAGGUUCAGCCACAAGGAGUCCCUGAAGAUCCACAUGAGGACACAUACAGGGAUGAAGCCGUUCGCCUGUGAAGUGUGUGGACAAAGAUUUGGCUACAAGUCCAACUUAAAAAUACACAUGAGGCUCCACACUGGAGAGAAACCGUUUUCCUGCGAUUUUUGUGGACAAAGAUUCAUCCAGAAAGGAAAUCUGGACAAACACACAAGAGUCCAUGUUGAAGGGAGGGGCGUCUUACUCUGAGCAGCAGAAAGACUACUUAUGACCACAGGGGGAUUUAAUAGCUUGUUUUAGACGAUGUUCUUAAUAUUUAUUGUUUCUGUUAAUAAAAUGUCCUGCGUGUUGAAUGACGGCUGGAUGGUGGCGCUAAUGAGCUAA
Messenger RNA from Poeciliopsis prolifica (blackstripe livebearer), 1921 nucleotides. RefSeq names its product zinc finger protein OZF-like. The transcript is spliced from 3 exons. Lineage: Eukaryota; Metazoa; Chordata; Actinopteri; Cyprinodontiformes; Poeciliidae. Gene Ontology annotation, biological process: regulation of transcription by RNA polymerase II. The record is from RefSeq and is a predicted model, not a curated record. Bases 428 to 1786 code for a protein of 452 amino acids. Gene Ontology annotation, molecular function: DNA-binding transcription factor activity, RNA polymerase II-specific; RNA polymerase II cis-regulatory region sequence-specific DNA binding. Gene Ontology annotation, cellular component: nucleus.